Molecule: messenger RNA, 5017 nt
Organism: Brassica rapa (field mustard)
Lineage: Eukaryota; Viridiplantae; Streptophyta; Magnoliopsida; Brassicales; Brassicaceae
Source: RefSeq, a predicted model, not a curated record
UAUUAAUUUACAACUUUAAAAAGACAUAUGUUUAUAUAAAAUUCUAUAAAUAAAUAUUAUCUUAUCUAUUUGUGUCAUAUUUUGAACCAAUCAAGUUUUAGACUAAUUUUUUUUAUUAAUUUAUGGUGUAUGUUUAUUAAUUUAUCGAGUAUUGCUUUAUAGAAUUUUUACCAUUUUAGUUUUAAAAAUAAUACAAAAGAGAAUGGUUAAAAUAUCCUUCAGUAAAAGAUACAAAAUACAUAUAAUAUUAGGGUUAAAUGGUUAAAAUUAGUAUUUAGAUUUUUUGAGAUGGAAUUUAGGAAUUAUAGUUUUAUGAUUUAAGAUUUAGAUAUAAAAUUUAGACUAAUUAUUUUUUAAAAAUUAGAAUAUUUAUUUAUAUUAAAUAUACUAUAUUAUUGAUAGCUAAUAUUUUAUUAUUUCCUAAAAGUUUUUUUAGUCAUCUUUUAUUUAUAUGUUAUUUUAUAAUAUUUUUUGUGUGUUUUAAGAGAAUUGUCUUAUAUAUGUUUUAUGUAUGCAAACAUGUAAUUCUUUUCAUUGUAUUGGCCGACAGUACAGAUUGUGGUCAGAUUGCCGAUAAUACAGUCAUCCUCAAAUGGUACUCACAUCGGUUUCGAUGAGUCAAUAAUAGAUUAUCUCCGACUUUUUUUGAAAAAGAAAACACACUAUAUAUCCGACUUGUUAAAGCCCUAAUUGUACAUUAUCGUUUUCUUAAUCUUAUUUUAGGUUUAGGAAGAUCAACAAAAGAUGCAUGAGAUUUUUAUAUUGAUUUAUUUAGCCUUAAACCAUCACUGCACGUUAUAAUAUCCUUGUCUAAUUAUAUUUUAUUGUUCUGCUGAUGUCACGAAUGACCCACUUCCUCUCCUCUUACAUUAUAAUAUUCUUCAUAUAUAAAUAUGACGAAAGCUUGGUACUAUACCAAGAAUCUCGAUCGCCCGAUUAGAUUCUCCUUUCGAUAUUCGAAUUACCUUUCAAGAUUCUUCAAGCGUGGAAUCUUCAAUAGUAUACAGCUAUGCUAUGUACUUGCAAGACUUUGCAUGUUCCCCUAUUUGUUGUAAUUAAUCUUUUAAAUUCGUUUCCAUCUUUUAUUGAGAAUAUAUGACGUAUGAUUGUAAAAUAUCUAUAACUUACUUUGGCAGCCUACUUAUUUAGAGAUGUUUGUAUAUAUAUUAUGAUGUACUAUAAUUAGAUGACAAAAUAAAAACUGUAGAAUUGCACUAGACGACCUAGAAGAAACAUCUAGAAUACACGGAACUGUCGUGUAACUGGUGAUGCUUACUUUUAAUCCACUUGGGCUAGCAAACUAAGUUUUAGACUUAAACAACUCUAGUUUCAUUAAUAAUUUGUCCCACUUUCAUAUGGUCAAAUUUAUGUCUAACAGACGUUAGUUAGCGAAGGUGACUAAUAGCUUUUUUCCGUGAAAAUGAAAAUUAAAGAUAUACUUUUAAGCUUCGAAUUGCAAGUAGUUAAAUAUAAGUAAUUUACUAGGGUGAGAAUCAAAAUAUUGAAGAUAAGAACUAAUUAUUUGUUCUUUUUAUAAAUUCGAACGCUAUAACUUAUUAUAUAUAUGAGCCAUAAGUCAUUUCCGAUCGAAUACUGUUCUAGGGUGAAAAGGAAAUGAAACUUGGGAGACUGGCGUUGCAUGCAAUUAAUAUUUAUUUGUUGUCUAAUGUUAAUUGUAGCAAGAUUCGCUCAUUGUCGGGACAAGUAUGAAAAAAGAAUCUUUUGGAUCAGUUAUAUGUGCAUUAGAUCCAAACUUAAUAUGAGUUUAUAAACAUCAAAUCAAUAUUGUUUUGCAAGUAAUGUCAAAAUUGUCUCGUUGGUCGCUUUCUGUCAUCAAAUAUCAGAUAGAUCAACCAACAUUUUAUCUUUCUGUUACGUGUGUUAAUAUUUGGUAAUUACUAUUUAACGAAUAUAUUUGUUGUUGUACUUUAAAUCUUCAAAGUGGUGAUUAGAAAACAAAAGACUAAAAAGUUGUACUAUUCUUUCAAGCAUUAGCAGUAUGAUGAAUAAAAUCUUAGUGGAUCGUAUGCCACAAAGAUUUUAACUUAUUAAUUAUCCAAGAAUAGAUAUAGUCCUUUUCACUUUUAAGUAUAGGACAUCUAGACGAUGGAUCAAUUUCAGCAUGAAAGAUUAAUAAUAACAACUCUGUAAUUUUAACUCUUCAGACCUCCCUUACUAUAAAUUUCUAAUACAAGAUUCCUUUUUUCUGUGAGUAAACGAUCUCCUAAACAAAACCCACAAAAUGUUUUACUUUUUGAUGAAAAAUAUUUUAACUAUCUAGGCCUAAUAAAGAUCAUGGAAACCCAACAAGGAUCCUAAAGGCCCAUUCCCAAUUUCUCAAAAAGAUAAAAGAACACUACAUUGGAAUAGCAAACUUUCCGGUCGAUAUUUAAAUCAUAUAGUAUAACACAUUGCAAACGCUCAGAUCUUGUUCAUUGUAAACAUGGACAUUUAUAGUAGUUUGAUCUCAACUGAAUUAUGGCACGAACUUUUUAUCGAUCCUAUAAAAGCCUAUAACAAUAACAAUUAUUGUUUACACUUUAUUUUAUUAAUUCGAGAUUGUUGUUUAUUAUAAUUUCCAGUAAAAAAUAUUUGACAAAAAGAAUUGAUGUUCCUAUCAGGUUACGCAACAUUAUCUACAUAUAAAAAGGGAGAUAAAAUAUAAAAAAAACUGUCGAAUUUAAACUUUAAUUUGGGUUUAAGAAUUAAGAGUUUUUGAUGGUUUGUGUAUGAAGAUUUUAUGUGACAUGUAAGAAGCAAAGGUCAAUAGAGAAAAUAAUAAGACUUUAACACGUUUUUAAAUUAUAUAAAUAAGAAUAUGUAAUUUAUUUGUGAUAUAACUAUCACAGCAUAGCCGAUCAAAACUAUUAAAACAAGAGUACAAAUAAAAUUUAAAAUUCAAUCUCAAUCAUUACAACUGUUUUAGAGAGAGAGAGAGAGAGAGAGGGAGGAAACAGACUUCCUCUUGAUUUCAUGUUCAUCUUCUGCAUCCCUCUCCUCCAUCUCAGCUGUGUCGCUUUCGCUUUGGGUCCUUCCUCUGCUUUCAUUCCCAUGAUAUAUUUCCAUGACACUUAUAAAGAAGUAGGCUUGGUUAACUUACAUCACUCUCAACCACAUGAAGGCUAAUUCCACUUAGAUCUCUUCGCCAACUCCAUCCUUCCUUUCAAAUUCCACCUCUUUCUUUUUAUUCCUUUAUCUUUCAGCCUUUAAUUUCACAUCUUUUUCUGAAAGUCAGAAUCUUUGUUAGGUUAUGUGAAUUGUUUUUGUUCAUGGGUCUAGUCAGAGCUUUGAUUUUUUUGUUCAAAACCAUGUACUUUAUCCGUUAAUUGAUUUGAAUGAUUCAUGUAUUCAUUUGCUCAGACCUCAUGUUGUAUUGUUUAUGCAAGUCUCUGUGAAACAAUAUAUUUCUCAUAUUAAUGGUUAUAGAAACAUAAGCUUCCAGUGUUCAAAAACUGCUUCCUUUUUUUUUGCAGGAAUCAAGCAAAGAGCGAUACAACGUUCCAGAUGCUCCUGUUCGAGGUGAAAGUUGAUCCGUAUAUGAAAUUUUAGUUGUAAACAUAUUAGUAUGUUUCAAAAAAAAAACAUAUUAGUAUAAAUUUUUAAUUAUAUUUUUUCAUAAUUGUUAGGUCGUAAAAUUAAUGUGUAUUAACUUUAAAAACAAUUAGAAACUAAAACAAAUGUUUCAAAGUUUCAAAAAAAAAACAAAUGUUUCAGUCUGUUAUGUUCAUGAUUGGUCCUACUUGCAAUUUGUUAAUAGUUCAUUAUUUAACAUGUUUUGGUCACUGUCCGGAAAACGUUAUACAGUAAAUGUAAUAGUUGUUUUGAGGAUACUGAAACAGUAUGAUUCAUAAUCUAUAAUCUCUUAAUUGUAUACAGAAAAGAAAAAAAGACACUGCGGCAUGAGAGGAUGUCAUAUAUUGAUAUGCAUUGAAACAGCUGGAAACUCCUAAUUAAUAAUUAGUACACUGGAUCCGCCUGUACGAUUUCUCAUUCUGUGCAUGAAUGGUUGGCAUUUUCCAUUUUUGUGUGCUACAAGUGCAUUCUUACAGCCAAUGCCCACAAUCACAAGAUUCCAAUCGCCGCUUAACUAUGGAAUUUAACUAUGGUUGUGCAUUUUUGGUGUGAAUUUUUGGUGUGUUCAAUGGCGAAUCAUUCAUGGUUAAGCGGCGAUUGGAAUCACCCGAAUGCGUACUUCAGAAACUCCAUAAUGUCGCCUGAAAGCUCAGAGAUGAGACACCACUCGGGAUCUACCAUGUAUUGGAGCUCCGAAGAACAAGCAAUUCUCGAAGAUGGUCUUGCUAGAUAUUCGUCGGAACCGAGUAUUUCACGUUACGCGAAAAUAGCGUUAGAGCUUCAGAACAAGAAGACCAUUAGAGACGUAGCUACGCGUUGCAGAUGGAUGCAUACGAAAGAAAAUAACAAGAGAAGAAAAGAAGACCACAAUAUGUCGGGAAGAGCCAAGGAGAUUGUUGAUAUGGUGGUGGCUUCAAACUCAGCUACACAUAUGUUUGCAUCAUCACAUCUUCUUAGAGAAGAAGAUGGGAUCAAUAGUGAGCUUCUUAAACAGAAUCAACAACUCCUCAGUCAGAUUUCUGCAAAUCUCACAAAUUGCAAUCAGAUUUCUACAAAUGUCACAUCCUUGAGGUUAACAGAAAACUUGACUCUCUUUUGCAAGAGCAGAGACAACAUCAGGAAACUUCUCACAAAUUUGAGUGAGAAUGCCCGGAGCAGAUGAAGCAUAUGCCACCAUGGCCGGAGAAAUUGAGAGAUGAUCAUGAUCAGCUACUUGAUUCAAUCCUUCCUCCCUCACAUCAACAAUGAACUUCUCUUUCUAUUUUUCUUUCUUUGCAAUUCAGCUCUUCAGGACAUUCUUUUUUAUUAUGUUUUAAAUUGGACUUCAGUUAUUAGGUUUUCUCCCAGUAGAAGCCCUAGCUUAGAGCAGAAGUUUAGCUCUUUGUAACUAGUUGAAGUGUAUCAAACAAAGUACAUUUGAUGCAAAAGCAUUUCCUUUGUUAAA